Messenger RNA from Asparagus officinalis (garden asparagus), 1264 nucleotides. RefSeq names its product peroxidase 5-like. Gene Ontology annotation, molecular function: peroxidase activity; heme binding. Bases 296 to 1264 code for a protein of 322 amino acids. The transcript is spliced from 3 exons. Lineage: Eukaryota; Viridiplantae; Streptophyta; Magnoliopsida; Asparagales; Asparagaceae. Gene Ontology annotation, cellular component: plant-type cell wall; plasmodesma. The record is from RefSeq and is a predicted model, not a curated record. Gene Ontology annotation, biological process: response to oxidative stress.
AUAAACUACACGUACCCUCUAAAUAAAUCUCUGGGUUACCAAUUACCUCCUUAACAUAGAAAUCUUUCAUUUUCCAAACAUUUAGUGGCCAAAAUCAUCUAUUAGUUGUAUAUUCUAUUAACAUGUUAAUACCACAAAUAGCUAACAAGUUCUAACCUGUCAAAUUUUUGAACCAAUAUCAACCAGUAAAUCCCUCUUAAAAGUCUCCCUCCCUCCUCUAAUACUAAUCAGUGCUAGCUCCUUUAGUUCCCAAAUCCUGAGGAGGAGCCACACCCCCAAAACCACCACCAACACAAUGAGGGACCUCAACGGACCCUCGCCUUUCUCUUUCUUCUCCUUCGUCGUUCUUCUUUCUUCCCUUUUCUUCUUCUUGGCCCUCGGCGAUGGUGAAGACGGCAGCGAAAAGGGACUUAAGGUCGGAUUCUACAAUCAUUCGUGCCCGCAGGCAGAGAGGAUUGUGCUCCGGGCUGUCGUAAGGAACUCCCUGAUCAAUACGGAGGUCCCUGCCGGCAUCAUUCGCCUCCUCUUCCACGAUUGCUGGAUCAGAGGCUGUGACGCAUCCUUACUGCUAGAACGGACACCAGAGUCGCAGGAAGGGCAGACGGAGAAGGCCUCCCCAGCCAACGGCAAGACUCUCCGCGGUGUUGAGGUCAUCCACGAAGCAAAAGCGGCCCUCGAGGCCGAAUGCCCGAACACAGUCUCCUGUGCCGACAUCCUCUCCUUCGCUGCCCGUGACGCCGUCACCAUCGCCGGCGACCCAACCUUGGACGUUAUGUACGCCGAGGUGCUGAAGGCAAGGUGUCCGCAGACGGAGUCGCUGCUGACCCUGAUCACCAAGGGGCUCGACCUCGACAGUGCAAUGAAGGUCCCCUUCGACGUCGGAACCAGCCAAAAGCUGGACGCUUCGUAUUAUAGGCAUUUGAUGAAGGGGAGGGGGCUACUGACAUCAGACCAGACGCUGACAAAUGAUGAGAGGACAAGUAGGAUAGUGAAGGAGCUUUCGGAGAAACCUGGACUAUGGGAGGAUUUGUUUACAAAAGCAAUGGCGAAACUUUCAGCGGUUGGUGUGCUUGUGGGAGAUCAAGGGGAGAUCAGGAGAGACUGCAGGUUCGUAAACGAAGAUCAGGGAGAAUCAGGUCAGACAGAAUCAGUUCAGACACAAUCAGGUCAGAUGGAAUCAGGUCAGACACACUCAGAUCAGGAGGAAUCAGGUCAGAGAGAAUCAGAGUUUGCCGUUUCAGGGUUCCUCGGAUUUAAUGAAUGA